Molecule: messenger RNA, 321 nt
Organism: Schistosoma spindalis
Lineage: Eukaryota; Metazoa; Platyhelminthes; Trematoda; Strigeidida; Schistosomatidae
Source: the annotation of a GenBank genome assembly
AUGCUUCAUUACUUUGGUACAUCUUCUAUGUGCAUAAACCAUGAUAGUACUAAACACUGGCAAGUGUCUAAUCAAUAUGAAAUUUUCGAUGAAACUGCACCAAAAUCUUCAUGCAUGAAUCAUAUAUGUUCUGAGAGUGAAGGAUUGAUCUUGAUUAUUGAAAAUAAAGAACUUGUUUGUCCUAUUAAAGGUAAAUACAUUGAUUUCAAUCUAAGAGGAAAGUACUUCGAUAUUAACGGUUCAAUCAUUUGUCCACCAUGUAGAGAUAUUUGCAAAGUACGUUGUUUUAAAUUUUUAAUUUUAUCGUAUAGUAAAUUAUAA